AUGAAUAAAGAUAAUAAUUCUUUAAAUUUAGCAGUAAAUUUACCACAUAUCUUAUUAUACAAAAUCAUAAACUAUCUUGAUUGUAAUUUAGAUAGAAUUACAUUCAGUCUAGUUUAUGAACAAAAUAUAAAUGAUAUUUUGAUUCCUGAAAAUGUUAGCCAACUUAUCUUUGAAAAUACUUUAAAUCAAAGUAUGACUUCAAAGUUUUAUGAAAGAUUGGCAAACUCUAAUGUAAGAACCAUCGAAUUCCGAGGAGAAGUAGAUUUCAAAUUCGAAAAGAUUCCAUCCAACAUCAAGGAAAUUAUCAUCGAGGAUAACUUCCCAUUCAAAUGUCUACCCGAUAAUCUUGAGACCAUUUCCUUUGGAAACUAUGAAUACGAUGAAACGGAAGUGAGAAACGGAACUACCUUUAUUCGCACCAGUCUCCUACCAAAGAAUCUAAAGGAAGCGGAGUUCCGUAGCUACCCAAGAGAGUUGCAACUCGACACCUUCCCACAGAAUCUUGAAACACUCAGAUUCGAAUAUAUUUCAGAUUGUGAGCUCGAUAAUCUAAAUGAAUUGAUCGUGUUUCCAACCAGCAUCAAAGAGAUCUCGAUGAAGUUGAAUUGGUUACCAAACAUCAAACCUCUGAAAUCCAUUCAAACAAUGUAUCUAUAUUUGAAUUACAAUGACAUUGGAAUUAUCCAACCUGGAGAUAUCCCUCAAUCAGUUACAGAACUCCACCUCUCUGUCCAAGAGAACAUUCCAUUGGAAUCACAGAGUUUAUCGCUCACCAAAGAGAUUCUUCCAAGCCGCUUGAAAAAGUUGGAAUUUCUUGAGGGACCAUACAAGAUGGCCGACGAUCUACUCUCUCAGAUGACACAGCUGAAAUACCUAAGAUUGAAUGUCUUUGAGAACAGACAGCUUCCAACCAACUUUAUUCCAGCGACAGUCAAGGAGUUGCAUCUACAACUCGCCAAUGACAUACCGUUGAGUGUCGUCACCAUACCGCCAUCAGUGGAAUCACUCUACAUUGAGAACUAUUCACUUUCGAUCAACGAAGAAAUCGCAUCUCAUAUUCCACCAACAGUUAAGCGAUUGUAUUUCAACAAUGGUUUCCUUCUUAACAACGACAUUCAAUCUAUUCCAAACACAAUCUCACUCCUUACCAUGACAACCUUCCACAGUAGAAAGAAAGUACAACUUAAAAGACUUGACAAUGAGAACUAUAUCCUCUUGAAAAUAAAUGACUACUACAGUAAUGAUAAGCAAAUUGAAUGUGGUUUCAUUAACUACACUCAAAUCAAUCAAUCAUUACAACAAUCACAACUAUUUUAA
Molecule: messenger RNA, 1317 nt
Organism: Heterostelium album PN500
Lineage: Eukaryota; Evosea; Eumycetozoa; Acytosteliales; Acytosteliaceae
Exons: 2
Coding region: 1-1317 (438 amino acids)
Source: RefSeq, a predicted model, not a curated record